Cynara cardunculus var. scolymus (artichoke) is the source of this 2204-nucleotide messenger RNA. Its product is annotated as protein TRANSPORT INHIBITOR RESPONSE 1-like. The transcript is spliced from 4 exons. The coding region runs from base 209 to 1963 and encodes 584 amino acids. Lineage: Eukaryota; Viridiplantae; Streptophyta; Magnoliopsida; Asterales; Asteraceae. Gene Ontology annotation, cellular component: SCF ubiquitin ligase complex. The record is from RefSeq and is a predicted model, not a curated record. Gene Ontology annotation, biological process: SCF-dependent proteasomal ubiquitin-dependent protein catabolic process. Gene Ontology annotation, molecular function: protein binding.
UAAAAUCUUAUCUCCCUCUCAACCUCUCUUUUCUCUCUCAUCUGCAACCAAGAAUACUUCGAUCUGAGCUCGUUAAUGGUGUAGUUUUGCUCAGAUCUGAAGCUAUUACACGGACUAUAUACAUCAAGGAACUUACAUCGGAGUUGACCCCUUCGUUGGCCAUCUUUUCCUGUCAGAUUUUGAGGUUUUCUGAAGCUUUUUGGCGGCGAUGGCGUACUCGUUCCCUGAGGAGGUUUUGGAACAUGUCUUCUCGUUUAUAAGCUCGGAAAAGGACAGGAACGCCGUUUCAUUGGUGUGCAAGUCGUGGUACGAAAUGGAGAGGUGGUGCCGGAGGCGGAUUUUCGUCGGGAACUGUUACGCUGUGAACCCUAAAAUCAUGAUCAGGAGGUUUCCGGAGGUGAAAUCGAUUGAGUUGAAAGGGAAGCCGCAUUUUGCGGACUUCAAUUUGGUGCCGGAAGGAUGGGGAGGGUAUGUUUAUCCUUGGAUCGUUGAAAUUGCUAGGGGUUACCCUUGUUUGGAGGAGAUCAGGCUUAAACGUAUGGUGGUAACGGAUGAGAGCUUGGAGUUGAUCUCCAAGUCUUUUAAGAAUUUUAAGGUUUUGGUUUUGUCGUCAUGUGAGGGUUUCAGUACUGAUGGGCUUGCUGCCAUUGCUGCUAAUUGCAGAAAUCUGAGAGUACUGGAGUUACGGGAGUGUGAAGUAGAGGAUCUAAGUGGGCAUUGGCUGAGUCACUUCCCUGAUUCUUGUACCUCAUUGGAGUCUCUUAACAUUGCCUGCUUGCUUUCUGAGGUGAGCUUCUCGGCCCUUGAACGCCUGGUUGCUCGGUCACCCAACCUCAAGACUCUUCGACUCAAUCGUAAUGUACCCCUUGAGAAGCUGUCCACGCUCCUGCAGCUGGCACCGCAGCUGGUUGAGUUUGGUACAGGUGUCUACUCUGCCGAAAUCCGGUCAGAUGUAUAUGCAAGUCUGACGGAGGCUUUUUCAGGCUGCAAGAAUCUAAAAGGGCUAUCAGGGUUUUGGGAGGUGAUUCCAGCUUAUCUUCCAGCUUUUUACUCAGUUUGUUCUCGGCUCACUACUCUAAACUUGAGCUAUGCAACUGCUCAAAGUCCCGAGCUUACCAAGAUUGUUAGUCAGUGCCAUAAUUUGCAGCGUUUAUUGGUGUUGGAUUACAUCGAGGACACUGGCCUCAACGCUCUCGCUUUGUCUUGUAAAGACCUCCAAGAACUUCGGGUAUUCCCUUCCGAUCCAUUUGUUGCUGAUGCAAAUGUCCUCUUGACUGAACAAGGCCUUGUUUCCGUUUCCGAGGGUUGCCCAAAACUUCAAUCCGUUCUAUAUUUCUGUCGACAAAUGUCAAAUUCCGCAUUGAUCACCAUCGCUAAUAACCGUCCUAACCUAACUUGCUUCCGCCUCUGCAUUCUCGAACCCCGAGCCCCAGAUUACGUAACGUUCGAACCCCUGGACGCUGGUUUUGGAGCGAUAGUCGAAAACUGCAAACAACUUCGACGUCUUUCAAUGUCUGGUCUCCUCACGGACCGUGUAUUCGAACACAUUGGGACCCACGGUAAGAAACUGGACAUGCUUUCAGUAGCAUUCGCGGGUGAGAGUGAUUUAGGGCUUCAUCAUGUUUUAUCGGGAUGUGAUAGCUUAAGGAAGCUGGAGAUACGCGAUUGCCCUUUCGGGGACAAGGCGUUGCUGGCGAAUGCUUCUAAGUUGGAGACAAUGCGAUCCCUUUGGAUGUCUUCUUGUGGCGUGAGUUUUGGAGCGUGUAAGCUUCUGGGCGAGAAGAUGCCUGGUCUUAACGUUGAAGUUAUCGAUGAGCGUGAGAAUCUUGAUUCAUUGCAUGAAAGUUGUCCGGUUGAGAAGCUUUAUAUAUACCGCACGGUCGCAGGGCAACGGUUUGACAUGCCGGAUUUUGUACGGACAAUGGGUAAAGAUGGAGGAGGUGGGGUUCCAAUAAAGUGUUGAAGAAAGCUCUUUUAGUCAAGGAAAGUGAUUAGUGUUAUUCCAGACAAUUAGCAUUUAUCUGAUUUGUGUUGGUAAAACGCCCCUUAGCAUCCCGUCAUUGUUGCUAUAUUUGGUUCUGGUUUUCGUUCUGGUUCUGGGGGUAAGAGUUGAGAAUGAAUGUAUUUGUAGUAUUUAGUCUCUCUAAAUAAAGAUUCUUGUAACACCAUAUUGUUUGUUGCUAUCAAAUACAUGUUUUACCCAA